Messenger RNA from Penicillium subrubescens, 1443 nucleotides. RefSeq lists its product as uncharacterized. The annotation marks the transcript as partial. The transcript has 5 exons. Lineage: Eukaryota; Fungi; Ascomycota; Eurotiomycetes; Eurotiales; Aspergillaceae. The record is from RefSeq and is a predicted model, not a curated record.
CGGAAACGACCGCCACGGUUCGGUGAGAACCUGAGGUCGCUCAACAGUUGCUACACUGCAGCCAUCCCGGUGAUCUACCAAGAUCUUGAUGUGGUGUUCUCGAACCGUGAAACUCUUAGGGCAGCGGUUUCGGCACUGACCGAGGAUUCCCGAGCACUCCCAUCUCUCGAAUACGCCAGGAGACUCUCCUUAAUCUGUGUCGAGCAAACCACAAUAGCAGCCAAACGGGAAAGAUCCGCGAGCGGAAUGGUGCCCUGGGCAAAGGAACUGAGAACCAACCACGAGAGACACUUUUCUAGAGUCUCAUUUACUAAACCACGCCUCGUUCCAUACAAAGGACGCUCCGCUAAUCGCGACGCACAUUACGCGGAAGAGGACUGGGAGCCAAUAGUUACCCUCCUGGCACGUCUGAACAAACUGCAGCGGUUUUACUUUAUCAUGCAAAAUGAGUUUUCCGCGCCCCUGAUGGAAGCCAUGUUCAUGUAUCAUCCAAAUUGUCAGGUCAACCUGUGGGGGAGACUGUGGAUCGUAUACAGUGCACCGCCGUUGGAAGCUAAAGUACGGGAGAGUGGGAGAACAUGGAAUAACUACAACCUCGUUUUCAAUUUCCUUCGUCUCCCUGGUCUGCAUACGCUCGCUGUUAGCCUUAUGUAUGGGGAUGACCGUGUACCACGCCCCCACGACCUAGAUGAGAUGCUCCCUGAAUUCCCAUUCGCCAUCCUCAAGAAAGAAUGGCAAGAUCUGGCUGCCACCUUUGCUCCUCAAUCACUAUCUAAGGGAUUUUUGGCGAAGUUCGCGAAUGUUGCGAAUCUAUCGAAACUUCUUUCCCUACAGAUCGAAUGCGUUUGCGAUCCAGCUGAUUUGAUUCAAGUGGCCGGGCUAUUUCCUAACCUAGAGCGGCUCUUCAUCGACCCACUCCCCUUGCUUGUUCCCUUGACAGAUACCCCCGAUGAUAACGAUGAUUCUGUUGCCGCCAUCCGAGCAUUUUCUCCCCUCAAAUAUCUCCAGAUCAGCCCUCUUCGGAGCCUGUCAAGUCUGAAAAGAAUAUUAGAACAUUCAUGGACCAUCAUUAAGGGGACUCAUCCUAGACCCGUUACCAAAGGCCCAUAUAUGCGCAGGAGACACGACCGUGGUUAUAGAUAUCCCGAGCUAGAUGCUUCUGAUAUCAGUCAUAUGGUGCAGACUUGUCCAAACUUGGAAGAACUCUGCGUCCCGAUCAGAAGAUCAAGGGGCAGUCGACAAGAUUGCCAGACUUCGGACCUUCAUUAUGACCCCCGGCGGAUUCCAGUGAGGCUAGCCACAGAAACUGAGGAAUCUGUGCUUCAAGAGGCCUUUUCCAAUGCUGCAACGGACAAGAAACUCGCUUUCGGAAUUUGGGACCUCAUGUCAUCCGGUAGUGCCAAGAAUCAUUGCCGUCUGCGUGUGGCAUCUUUUUGGGCAUGA